CCGUCAAAAUUGAAGAGACUAGAGAGAGAAUUAAGACUUAUUUAUUGAAGAGAGAAUGCAUCACUCCAACUAAAUAGCGGUUAAGGACGAGCAGUUAAAAGAUGGUGUUCACCGUUUUCUUCCACUCUUCCAUUUCCAAAAACUUCCUCUCUUUCACAAUUGGCUACUAUAUACUCUCUGCACCAGUGCUUCUGUAAUCAUUAAUCAACACUGAACUCUGAUCAAGAUACUAACCUCUUGUUCCCAAGGUUUCUGAUCCUGUUCCACAAAGCAAUUGAUCUUCUCUUGAGAAAACCAUUCCAGGUUGCUCUUUCUGGAUAUAGAACCUUCAGCACAAAGGGUUUCUCAGAACAGAAAACCUACAUUAAUAAUAAGUACAAAGCAGAGACAACAACAGUGACGAAAAGACAAAUACGCAGGUCUAAGAUUCAAUGGACUGAGGAGCAAAAGAGUGUGUUGUCUGCUAUAGAACAAGGCAAAUCAGUGUUCAUCACUGGUUCUGCUGGCACUGGCAAGACCAUGCUUGUCAUUGAGGUUAUCAAGAGGCUGAAGAAGAUGCACACCCCAUCUAAGGUUUUUAUCACAGCUUCAACUGGGGUUGCUGCAGUUGCUCUAAAGGGACAAACUUUGCAUUCAUUUGGUGGAAUCCGCGGCCCCUUUUAUCAUGAUCCUAAGAAGUUGUUUGAAUCGAUUUUGGCGGAUAACAGGGCUGUUAGGAGGUGGCAAAAGGCUAAUGCUUUGGUUGUAGAUGAGUGUAGCAUGGUGGAUGGUGAGCUAUUUGAUGGCCUCGAAUAUGUCGCGAGAAAGGUGCGUGGCGUGGAUGAAAUGUGGGGUGGAAUUCAGAUGGUUGUGGUUGGGGACUUCUGCCAGUUGCCCCCUAUUCCUAAUGAUUCUUCUAAGCCUGUUAAAUAUGCUUUCGAAGCGAGAUGUUGGGAUGAAUCCUUUCAUUUGCAGAAGGAGCUCACUAAGGUUUUCAGGCAGUCUGAUCCGCAGUUCAUCGAGUUGCUUCAGCGUAUGAGGAAGGGGGAGAUUGAUAGCUUGGACUUGUCACUUCUGGAGAAGUGUUACUCAGAGAGAGUGUGUGAUUCCUCUGUGGUGAAGCUCUUCCCAUUAAAGAAAAAAGUGAUGGAAGUGAAUGAAAAGAUGCUUAAAAGCUUGCAAAAGGAUGUAACUGUUUACCCAGCUGUUGAUACUGGCAAGGAUACUUGGAAGAAGCUUCUGAAUCAAGGGAUAGCACCCGAUCAGCUCGAGCUUUGUGAAGGUUCCAGAGUGAUGCUGAUCAAGAAUUUGGAUGUUCGGAAAGGAUUAGUGAAUGGAGCAACUGGUACGGUUGUGGGAUUUGAUAACGGUCUCCCAAUUGUUAAAUUUGAUUCAGGGAAGGUUUUGACAAUCAAACCGGCAGAGUGGAGUAUAAUGGAAGGAGACGAGGUUGUUGCUAAGAGGUGGCAGAUACCACUUAGACUAGCAUGGGCUCAGACCAUCCACAAGUGCCAAGGAAUGACUCUUGAAAAGGUUUCCAUCGAUUUGUCAGGAUCAUUUGGUGUUGGAAUGGUUUAUACCGCGCUUUCUCGUGUUAAAACCUUGGCAGGUCUUCACUUAUCUGGUUUUAAAUCUUCAAUGAUUAGAAUGGACCCUAAGGUUUUAGAAUUCUAUAAAAAAUUGUGCAACAAAAGUCUAGACACUAGUUGCAUUGAAAGUAAAGAUAAUUCUAGAAGGCAUAGCUUAUCCUGUACUGCUGAAAAUGCUGGUGCUGCAGAUAAUGUUGGCACUGUAGAGAAAAAGUGCUAUUUUGACCUUGAUGGGUACCUAUCUAGACGCCUGAAAAGAUGAUGAAGAUGGCCUCAUGGUGUAUAUGAUCUUUAUCAAUUCAAUGUCAAGCAUGGUUGGUACUUCAUUGAAGUUUUCAUGUGGGUAAUAUCUCUUCAAAUUCAAUCCUUCAUCAAUUUGAAGUUAGUUUCAUUGGGAAGCAUGGUAAUGUUGAACCUUCCUUUCUUUUUGGGUCAAAUAAUGUCAGGUACUUUAGUGUUUCAAGUAUUUGAUGUCUUCUUAUGUAAAUAUUUGAAAUUGUUUUUCCUCUUGUUUAAUUGAUACUUCAUUCAUGUUGUUACACUUCUCAUGUUUUGUGCUUUCUAAUGAGAAAAGAGGAAAGCAGAGGAAUAAAAGUGAAAUAGAACCGGUUAUAAGUGGAUCACAAUUCACAACACAAUUGAGAACUCAAUUAUCAAUUUCUGAUUAUGAGUUU
Arachis ipaensis is the source of this 2242-nucleotide messenger RNA. RefSeq lists its product as uncharacterized. The record is from RefSeq and is a predicted model, not a curated record. Gene Ontology annotation, molecular function: DNA helicase activity. Gene Ontology annotation, biological process: DNA repair; telomere maintenance. Lineage: Eukaryota; Viridiplantae; Streptophyta; Magnoliopsida; Fabales; Fabaceae.